CAGGGAGUGUCGUCCAGAAAGUCGGAGAACCGUGCAGCCGAUAAAUGCAGCGUUACAGCUUCAGUAUGUAGGGAGUUAAAAUAAUGAAGAUCACAUGCAGAAAUUGGAAAACGACUGUAAUCGCAGUUUACCCACCCAAAGUUGUGGUCAUUUUCUCAACUUGCGCUGGAGAUCUAAUGAGGAACAAAAAUCUUAGCAAUUCCUGAUGUUUCCAAAGAUUCAAUCUAGAAACUGCCUAUUGGAUUAGAGCCAAAGUGAAUUUUCCCAAGUGAAUGCUGUGCAUUCUGUACUAUGUGCAAAUUUCCAUACUUUUUCGUUAUUUAUGUAGGCAGUUACAGAUUAAUGGUACAGAUACAAUUGUAAAUGUAUAGGUUUUAACCAUAUAGCGUUAGAUGCUCACUAAUCACGAAUUUAGUUCCGUUUUCAUCACAUUGUUAGAUGAAAAUACUUUCAGCUGUCUAUAGAUUUUAGGAGUUUUUUGUCAUCGUUAAAUUGUAACUUACACUAUGUGUAUACAAAUCAUCAACGUGUCCUGCUUCCAUAGAGGAUACUGCUGUAGAGCUGCUGUUUAGCAGAAGGGCGCCCUCUUCCCCUUGAGCACAUUUGCUUGUUUAACUUUGUUUGCCCAAAUAUGGGUUUCCUGGGAAACCAUUAGUAAAGGCUUCUGUGGUUAAUCGAUGACUGCGACAUUCACCCGUCUCCUGGCUUAAGCGCCUGGUGACAGCCCGUCACGGCCAGGAGAGUCGCAUAUCCACUUCGGACUUCAGUUAGACGGUGCGAUGGAUGCCAAGGGGUCCUUCUGGUCGCUGAUCUGCACGUUUGGAAGGUACAACUGGACUAACGACGGGGGGAAACACGGCAAGCAACCGGACGGCUCCAACUCGUCGCUGAGCGAGUGGCAGGUCUUCGUGCCCCCGCAGCAGAUGCGCGCCCUGCAGGUUUGUCCCAUCAUCUGCAUCCUGGUGGUAUUUCCCAUCACCCCCGUCAUCCUCACCAAGGUCCUGUCCAGUCCACGCCUGCGGCAGGAGACGCGCUACCUCCUGCUGGCCAACGCGCUGCUAAGCGACCUGGCCUUCGUCUCCGUGUACGCGUUCACGUCGGUGUUCAACACCGCCGGAGUGCUCAUGUCCGAGUGGGGAUGCGCCACCCUGCUGUCGCUGCUGGGGGCGCUCUACACCGCCGGGAUCCUCAGCACCGUCACCAUGGCAAUGGACACCUUGCUGGCUGUGCUGUCGCCCCUGCGCUACCUGGCACUCUGGCCCGUCUCCCGGACCAGGAGCGUGGUGGGGGCUGUGUGGGGACUGUCCGUCUUCUUCCCAUUGGCCAUGGUGGGGGCCUUCGUGUGGUUCCAAGCCGCCAGCCCCUGCCAGUCUCACAUCUGCUCCAUGUCCCUGUUGCUGUUGCUCACCAUUGGCCGGUCACCGGUGCUCAAGCUCUCCAUGCUGCUGAUGGUCUCCACCAUCCUGCUCAUCCUGCUGCUGAUCUUCUGCGGCUACAUGGCUCUCUGCUGCAGCACCCGCCGCUCGGGGGUGUGGGGGGGCCAGCGCUGCUCACGGGCCAAGGGCACCUUCCUCAUGCACUACAUGCACCUCUUCCUCUCCUUCUGCCCCAUGCUGGUGCUGAUUGUCGAGCUGCUCCUGUACACGCAGCUCCGCGCCGUCGACCUGCGGGCCAAACUCUGGGUCUCCCUGGUCGUCUGCAAUGUGCUGCUGGUGCUGCCCAAGGCGCUGGCGCCCUACCUGUAUGGACUCCGGUACCGGGACCUGCGCAGAAAUCUGCUGACUUUCUACGGGCUCAGGAAGACUGUGGUUUUCCCAGUAACGUAAGAGCUGAAUAUACCUAUAUCUGCAUCUUGGACUUGCAGAAUUAUUUAUUUAGAAAGGUGAAUCUCAGUAUGUAUAUAUUAUAUAUUUUUUAAAAUCAGCACCUAUGUCAGUGUGUCCCCAUGAGUAAUAUCAACACGCCACCUUUGAUUCCUCCCCAUUCCCUUUGAAACUCCCCCCUCCCCCCCCAAGACUUUUCUUUGUAAUUUGACAGGGAUUGUUGGGAAGUUGUGUGUAUCGUUGUCACGUAACGUUUAAUUCCUAAAAUAUAAAAUAUAUUUUGCGUUGGUAUUUGAACGUUACCUGUAAUUAUUUGAACUUGGCUGUAACUAAUGAAGUGGGAACUGCUGCUGUUGUAAUAAAUUAAAGAAUUGUUUAAAUGA
Paramormyrops kingsleyae is the source of this 2206-nucleotide messenger RNA. RefSeq names its product probable G-protein coupled receptor 148. The record is from RefSeq and is a predicted model, not a curated record. Gene Ontology annotation, molecular function: olfactory receptor activity; odorant binding; G protein-coupled receptor activity. Lineage: Eukaryota; Metazoa; Chordata; Actinopteri; Osteoglossiformes; Mormyridae. Gene Ontology annotation, cellular component: membrane. Gene Ontology annotation, biological process: G protein-coupled receptor signaling pathway; detection of chemical stimulus involved in sensory perception of smell.